This is a messenger RNA of Megalops cyprinoides (Indo-Pacific tarpon), 2594 nucleotides long. It is a transcript of the gene cavin4b, whose product is annotated as caveolae associated protein 4b. Gene Ontology annotation, cellular component: cytoplasm; caveola. Gene Ontology annotation, biological process: regulation of gene expression. The transcript is spliced from 2 exons. Lineage: Eukaryota; Metazoa; Chordata; Actinopteri; Elopiformes; Megalopidae. The coding region runs from base 268 to 1251 and encodes 327 amino acids. The record is from RefSeq and is a predicted model, not a curated record.
UGAGCACUCCCUGCUCUCACACAAAUGAACAGCUCUCAGUGGGGGUAGGUGGUCUCCCCAUCCGUCCGCUACAGAUCCCAGAAAGGGUCCAGCCAAAAGGAGAAUCACUCUGGCCACCCAAAAAUUUUACAUACUUCUGCUGCAGAUAUCAAGGUCUUGGACCGAAGCUUUGAGAACUCCAGACUCGGUCUCCAUUUGCUACUGAAAGGGUACUUGAGAGGGUCCUGCAUUUGUCUACCUGGAACAAUAUAAGCACAAAACCAAGACAUGGCAGACAGGUAUGACAUGUCAGGAGUGGAGGAUGAGACAGGCAGCCCCCUGAGCAUCAUGUCCCUGCUGGAGCGAGUGGCAGGCAUUAUCGAUGAAGUACAGGCAUGCCAACAGCGCAUGGAAGAGCGGCAGCUGGAGCUGGAGAACAGUGUCAAGACCAUCCAGGCUGAGGUGCUCAAGCUGGCCAAAGACCACACCACCACCAGCGGCACAGUGGAAAAGCUGCUGGAAAAGACCCGCAGGGUCGGCGCCAACAUCAAGGACGUCCGUGUGCGUGUGGAGAAGCAGAACCUGCGGGUCAAGAAGGUGGAGACCACACAGGAGGAGCUGCUGACCAAGAACAAGUUUCGGGUCGUCAUCUAUCAGGGGGAAACUGAGAUCCCCUCAGUGGCAGCUGCAAAGGUGCCAAAAGGAGGCGCGGUGGAAGGGCCCGCAGAGGUCCCGCCUGACGCUCCACCUGAGCUCUCCUCGGAUGAGGAGUACAUGGUGGUGGAGGAGGCAGACUCUUCCACUGCCGGCCGCCUGAAGAAGACAGGCCUGAAGCGCAUCGAGAGCAUCAAGGCAGCCUUCUCCCGAGAGAGCAUGGCAAAGACCAAAGAGAACUUUGGCACCAAGGUCAACCGCCUGGGCGAACGCAUUGUGACGGCCGAGCGCCGGGAGAAGAUACGCCAGUCGGGCGAGCGACUAAAGCAGUCGGGCGAGCGGCUCAAGGAGACCAUUGUGAAGACCGUCCCAGCCAAACUGAACCUGAAGAAAGAGAGGACUGUGGCGGAGGGCCAGGAGGGAGCGGAAGGGGCCACUGAGGGAGCUGUGCCAGUCCCCCCACCCAAGGGUCGCAAGGCCAGCCCUGGCGUCACCUACACUGAGGUGAUGACCGAGGCCAAGCUGGAGAGCCCGGUAUCUGACCUGGCUGGCACCCGUGAUGAAAGCAAGGGGGAGGGGGCAGAAGUGCCAAUGUAUGACAUGAAGCAGCUUUCCUAAGCAGCUGGAGCUCCCUGUGAGGAAACAGUCAACAGUUACAGCACUGAUGAUGCUGUGCAAGAAGAAGGUUCUGAUAUGCAAAAUAUUUCAUCAACCCUUUUUACAUAUAUACUAACGUCUGCGCUCAAAGGAGUCUUAGUGUUAGAGGUUUUUUAAGGUUGGGAGCAGAGGUUGGGGUAUCCAGUGAAUGAUGGGUGUAAAGAAACCAAUCAGUCAGAGACCUGGCAAAAGAAUUUUCUAGAAUCAACACAUAUUUUCUUUAAUACUUAACAGAGUCAUCAAUUACAUGGUUUUUCACAGAUGGUUCUCUUUUUUUUAAAUACACAAAGUCAGAUUCAUGGAAGUAUGAAAGAAAACUUUAUAUAAAGGAAGUUCCUGAAGUUUUUUUUCUUUUUCUCUCUGUGGUAUCCAGAGGAAACUUAAACAUGAUAUGGUGUUGACUGUCUGGGAACUGACCACUGACUGGAUAUGGAAUGGAACUGAAUGUCAUCUUGAGGCAAUAGUACUGCAGAUGAGAAAACAAGAUAUCAUGAUAAUAGUGACGAUGAUAAUGAUGAUGAUGAAGAUGACGAUGAUGAUGAUGAUGAUGAUGAUGAAAGUGCAAAAUGGUCAGGUCUGAUAAGGAAUAAAACUACAGCAAAGUGAAGUGUGUGCUGACGUGAACAUAAAUAGAAGUAAUUUCACUGAGAGCAGGAGAUUGAUUUCACAUUUACCUUACAAAUAAUUAAAUAACUGAAUACUUUUAAUGGCUACUUGUAUUAAUUUGGGCAAAAGGCUCAGUCAGCUGGUCUCUGAGGAGUAUGUUGAAAAUUCAACAAACCUUUGACUAUGAUAAAUGAAUUAAUUUUUCCCCUAAACCUUUAUCUAAAAGAAACAAUUGUAUCUCAUGUAUUAUUUUUUCAGUGUAUUUUGUGUUACUCAGAGGGAAGCUUUGUCUGCUAUGCAAAAACAUUUGCAAGUUCAUAUGCAACAAUUAAGAGUAAAUUAUGGCCACCCCAAUUUACGGUGUCAAUGCAAUGUCAUUUUCAUUCUUGCUAACCAAGAUGCAUCUACUGUAUUCAAUCACUGAAUUUAUUUUCUGAGUGAUAAUUUCCACCUAUCUUGAGAGUGGUUGUGAAGUAUUUACUCCAAAUGUUUAAAAUCAGAAAGCUGUACAAUUUUGAGACCUUACAUUGCUACUCCUACAGGAUAUGUAAAACCAACAUAGUUCCUCCACCAUUAUAGAUAAUACAGCUCAUUUAGAAUGAUAUGCAUUUAUUUGAUGAUAUAAAAAAUUGCUGUUGAAUUUUAGAAGCAAAGUGGCAACAUUCUUUUCAUUCUUAAAACAGAUUCUUCAAAACCCA